Saccoglossus kowalevskii is the source of this 1170-nucleotide messenger RNA. Its product is annotated as E3 ubiquitin-protein ligase TRIM56-like. Gene Ontology annotation, molecular function: zinc ion binding; ubiquitin protein ligase activity. Gene Ontology annotation, biological process: positive regulation of type I interferon-mediated signaling pathway; innate immune response. Lineage: Eukaryota; Metazoa; Hemichordata; Enteropneusta; Harrimaniidae. The record is from RefSeq and is a predicted model, not a curated record. Gene Ontology annotation, cellular component: nucleoplasm.
AUGGCCAGGAAUGUUGAAAAUACUUCUCAGCUUGUGGAUGAUAUUGACAAGAAAAUACUCUGCUGUCCUGUAUGUCGGGAAAGAUUCACAGCACCAAAGAUACUGCCAUGUGUUCAUACAUUCUGUGAGGUUUGUCUGAAGACGUGGGUUGAGAAGAACGGUGGUCAGUUGACUUGUCCAACAUGUCGCAAGCUGCAUGUCAUUCCUCCAGGUGGUAUUAGAGCAUUAAACAACAAUGUUUUUAUAAAUGAAAUGCUGGAAAUGUUCUCUAAAGUCAAGAUUGGCCAAGAUGUGUCGAAGUGUGACAUGUGUGACUCAACAGCCUUGUUCUGGUGCAAGGACUGUGUCGAGUUCUUUUGUCAAGAUUGUAGUGUACCGCAUAGUCGUAUGCGAGCUACGAAAAACCACAAAUUGAUGACAGUGGAAGAGUACCAAGAAUUUGAGAAAUCCGGUCAGCGCCAACUCAUCCAACCACGAUUCUGUACAAAUCACCCUGACAAACAACUGGAGUUAUUCUGUGAUGUGUGUCAAGUCACAGCAUGCACGCAGUGUUUUUUGACCGACCAUAACGGAUCCGAUCAUCAAGUCAUAGCCUUCGAAGAUGCUCUGAAUAAAUAUACUCCAAAUUUACACCAUCUGAUAGAUGAACUGGACAAACCAGUGACGUCACUGAAAUCCGAUAAGGAGAAACAGGAUCUAGCAAUAAAUCAGUUCAAACAUGAACAUAUAUCGGUGGAAAAACAAAUAAAACAACACGUAGCUGAGAUUAUAGAAGGUUUGAAAAAAGAAGAACAGAGUUUUCUUGCCACGGUGACUGAAGUAUUCAACACGCAAUACAAAGAAUUACAGGCGCAGAUGGAACACAUUGAGUUGAACUUGGGACGUGCAGAAAGUAUGCAGUCUUAUGCUAAAAUCUUCCUUCAACAUGGUAACCCUGCUGAUAUUUUAUCAGUAAGAAAGAGUUUAGAAAAUGAGAUGAAGGAGUUGGGAGCUAUCGCACCAUUAAUACAGGAUGAAAUUGAAAGUGCCAUUAAUUUGAAUUUCCAGAAAACAAGUUCACCACUGCUAACUAUCGGGGAAGUUACAUGUAAACGGAGUGGGAGUAAAAAAAGAAAAUCUCACAUUCUCACUGGAACCAUGCCAAAUGGUACGAUGCCAGAGACAACAUAG